Molecule: messenger RNA, 381 nt
Organism: Caenorhabditis remanei
Lineage: Eukaryota; Metazoa; Nematoda; Chromadorea; Rhabditida; Rhabditidae
Exons: 3
Coding region: 1-381 (126 amino acids)
Biological process (GO): G protein-coupled receptor signaling pathway
Cellular component (GO): extracellular region; cytoplasm
Molecular function (GO): hormone activity
Source: RefSeq, a predicted model, not a curated record
AUGCUUCUACUCCCGGUUUUCACUCUUCUCCACAUUUUUCUGAUUUCUGUUGAAUCAGGAAGAGAAUGCGAGUUUGCGAUGCGAUUGGUUCCCGGAUUCAACCCACUUCGUCAGGUUGAUUCAAACGGAAAAGAAUGUCGUGGAAACGUGGAAUUACCAUUCUGCAAGGGAUACUGUAAGACUAGUGAGAGUGGAACUCACGGAUUCCCACCUCGUGUUCAAAUCAGCAAAGUCUGCACUUUGGUUACCACUUCAACCCGAAAAGUUGUACUCGAUGAUUGUGAUGAAGGGGCAGAAGAGAGCAUCAAGUUUGUCAAUGUGCCACAUGGAACUGAAUGCGAGUGCUCGGCAGUGCCACUCGAGCAGAAUCAUUCAAAAUGA